Messenger RNA from Oppiella nova, 1494 nucleotides. The record is from the annotation of a GenBank genome assembly. NCBI's taxonomy places the organism in Eukaryota, Metazoa, Arthropoda, Arachnida, Sarcoptiformes, Oppiidae.
AUGAAAUUAAGGACAUCUGAUCCGUCGUAUGUGAAAGCCGUCGAAAAAUGGUAUUCCCUAUUACUACCAAAGUUGGUGCCAAUGCUGUAUAAAAACGGCGGACCAGUUAUUAUGGUUCAGAUUGAGAAUGAGUACGGAUUUUGUUAUGCCUGUGAUUAUGCAUACACUUCCCAUUUACGGGAUCUACACAUUAACUACUUCGGCAAAGAUGUCCAACUGUUCACCACUGAUAGCAAUGGAGACCAUUACUUAAAAUGCGGACAAAUUGAUAACGUGUUGGCAACCGUUGAUUUUGGUUCCAACGUUGAUCCCGUCCAGGCAUUCAAACUCCUGAGAGCGCACCAGAAGUCUGGGCCAUCGGUUAACUCCGAGUACUACACGGGUUGGAUAGACCACUGGGAACGACCCCAUUCUACCGCCACUUCCCAACAAGUGUGCAAAACAUUGGACGCUAUCCUAGCGCUGAACGCAUCCGUCAAUCUAUAUCCACUUCACGGCGGGACGAGCUUUGGGUUUGGUUCCGGUGCUGAUUUAGAUGACAAUGUAUACGAUCCCUGUAUUACGAGCUAUGACUUCAAUGCCCCACUCACUGAGGAUGGAGACCCCACUCAGAAAUACUUUGAUGUCCGCAAAGUUAUUGGAAAAUAUUUACCACUUCCUAACGUUACACUCCCGGUGCCGUCACCUAAAAUGGAGACCAAACCAAUAGUCAUGAAACCGAUUCUUAGUAUAUAUGACAUUAUCUCAUCCCUAACUCCUAUUGAAUCGGUAUAUCCAUUGAGUUUCGAAAAAUUGAGAAUAAAGGAUGGAUUCAUACUCUACUCGACAAACAUUACAUUCAAUCCGUCAAAUCCGGCCGUUUUGGCAAUAAAUGAGCUCAAAGAUAGGGCACAAGUGUUCGUCAAUCAGAAAUAUGUGGGAACUUUAAGCCGGACACAUAAUAUACAUAAAAUAGAUUUAAACAUAGCGUUGGGAUCACAACUGGAUUUAUUCGUUGAAAAUCAGGGAAGAUUUUCUUUUGGGGAUACUAUCAAUGAAUUGAAAGGAAUCACAUCUAAUGUGACAAUAGGUUCGGUAGUAGUGGAGGAUUGGAGCCAUUACUUGGUGUUCAAGAAUUGGACUAAAAGUAUGGCUGAUAUUCACUAUUAUUCGGAUGCCUUCUCAACACAUCCCACUCCAGCGAAAGAGAGUUCAUUUGAUAGGAUUCCCUCAUUCUAUACGUCAGACUUUGUAUUACCCGACACUAAGGGAUACCCUUUUGACACAUUCCUGCGUCUGGACGGAUGGCAUAAAGGGAUUGCAUUUCUCAAUGGCUUUAAUUUAGGUCGAUAUUGGACUGUCGGCCCACAAAUCACUCUAUACUCACCGAAACACCUGUUCAACGCAUACCCCAAAGCAAACAAAUUACUAGUCUUUGAAUUGGAAAGUCCUUCAAACAGUAAAACCGUUCAAUUCGUGACCCAAAGUGUUUUGAACGCAACAAAUGUUUUAUAA